AUUUAGAAGAAAAUUGUGCAUGGAAAUAAGGGAGAGAAAUGGAAAGUAUCAGCUCCAUUUCCAUCAAGCUUUUGAUGCUACUGGCUCUAGUCAACAUCUGUGUUUCACAGGAUUUUGAUUUUUUUUACUUUGUACAACAGUGGCCAGGUUCAUUCUGUGACACACAAAAAAGUUGCUGCUUUCCUCCAACAGGAAAACCAGCAGCGAACUUCAGCAUUCAUGGACUUUGGCCAAAUUUCAGCAAUGGAUCAUAUCCAUCCAAUUGCAAUAUUGCCGAAAACACAUUUAACCAAUCUAAGAUCAUUGACCUGAUUCCAAGAGCAGAAACGAGUUGGCCAUCACUCUCUUGUGCAGGAGGCAAGACAGAUAAAAACAUAACAAACAGUGAUAAUAAAAGAUUCUGGAAGCAUGAAUGGGACAAACAUGGCACUUGCUCUGUCAAAAACCUUGAUCAGCAUGCAUAUUUUGAAGCUGCUUUGAACUUCAAGGACCGAGUAGACCUCCUUCAAAUCCUUCUAUACAAUGGAAUCAAACCAGAUGGAAACUUUUACAGCGUUGUCAGCAUAACAGAAGCAAUAAAAGAAGCAACUGGGUUUGAACCUGGCAUAACAUGCAACACUGAUCCAUCUGGUAAUCGUCAGCUUCAUGAGAUAUAUCUUUGUGCGGAUACAUCAGCCUCCAACUUCAUUGAAUGUCCAAUACUACCAAAUGGGAAAAGUUGUUCAGAAAAGGUUGAGUUCCCCAUCUUCUACCAGUUAUGGGAAGAACUCUAGGAAUAUCGAAAUCUGGCCUAUCAGCCCAACUUUCCAAUUUUAACUUUGUUAUCCGAUGUAACAAUUAUUCGUAUAAAUAACGGAUGUACCUUUUUAUAAUGGCAAUAAGGGAUGUGCUUCUGCUUCACUACUGCAUUUUCCUACAUCAAAUACCCAUAUAAUCUUCUAUUCCAAUUAAGAGAAAAUCGAACAAGUCUUGUACGAGAAAUUAUCAUGUAUAGUUCGGAUCCUCUAUAUGUGUUUAUGAUUUCUAAGUGACACACCGACACGUAUUCUAGUUUUUCAAUU
Molecule: messenger RNA, 1061 nt
Organism: Cajanus cajan (pigeon pea)
Lineage: Eukaryota; Viridiplantae; Streptophyta; Magnoliopsida; Fabales; Fabaceae
Product: ribonuclease 1
Biological process (GO): RNA catabolic process
Cellular component (GO): extracellular region
Molecular function (GO): ribonuclease T2 activity; RNA binding
Source: RefSeq, a predicted model, not a curated record